AUGUUGUCCUUUACCACUCUAGUUGUGGCUUGCUCCACCGUGAUGAGUGCCAUGGCAGCUCCUAGUGCCAUCAGCAAACGUGAUACGAUCACCAGCACCCAGACGGGAACCAACAAUGGCUACUAUUACUCCUUCUGGACCAAUGGUGGUGGCACGGUCGAGUAUACCAAUGGUGCUGCCGGAGAGUAUAGUGUCACCUGGGAGGACUGUGGUGAUUUCACGUCUGGCAAAGGCUGGGCCACUGGGAGUGCCCGAGACAUCACCUUCUCGGGCUCUUUCGAGUCGUCGGGGAAUGCAUACCUCGCCGUGUAUGGCUGGACGAAGAGCCCGCUCAUCGAGUACUACAUCCUGGAAAAUUACGGCGACUCCAACCCCGGCGACAGUAUGACGCACAAGGGGACUGUCACCAGCGAUGGCUCGACCUAUGACAUUUAUGAGCACCAGCAAGUCGACCAGCCCUCCAUCUCCGGCACUGCGACCUUCAACCAGUACUGGUCCAUCCGCCAGAAGACGCGGUCUAGUGGCACCGUGACCACGGCCAACCACUUCAAUGCCUGGGCUUCGCUCGGAAUGAGCUUGGGCAGCCACGACUACCAGAUUGUCUCGACGGAGGGAUAUGAGAGCAGUGGAUCUUCGACCAUUACGGUUUCGUGA
Molecule: messenger RNA, 654 nt
Organism: Penicillium canariense
Lineage: Eukaryota; Fungi; Ascomycota; Eurotiomycetes; Eurotiales; Aspergillaceae
Product: glycoside hydrolase family 11 protein
Exons: 2
Coding region: 1-654 (217 amino acids)
Biological process (GO): xylan catabolic process
Molecular function (GO): hydrolase activity, hydrolyzing O-glycosyl compounds
Source: RefSeq, a predicted model, not a curated record